Molecule: messenger RNA, 1596 nt
Organism: Impatiens glandulifera
Lineage: Eukaryota; Viridiplantae; Streptophyta; Magnoliopsida; Ericales; Balsaminaceae
Product: glucan endo-1,3-beta-D-glucosidase
Exons: 4
Coding region: 17-1408 (463 amino acids)
Biological process (GO): carbohydrate metabolic process
Cellular component (GO): plasma membrane
Molecular function (GO): hydrolase activity, hydrolyzing O-glycosyl compounds
Source: RefSeq, a predicted model, not a curated record
CUUAAACUCUUUAGCCAUGGCUUCAAACAUUCUCAUCUUCAUCUUCCUUUUCUCUGCACUUCUCUCAAGCUCAAAUUCCCAAUCAUUUAUUGGAGUAAAUUAUGGUCAAAUCGCCGACAAUCUUCCGCCGCCUUCAGCAACCGCAAAGCUCCUCCAAUCAACUUCAAUUCAAAAAAUCAGACUUUACGGCGCCGAUCAAGCAAUCAUCAAAGCUUUAGCAAACACCGGCAUCGGAAUAGUCAUCGGCGCCGCCAACGGCGACAUACCCGCAAUGGCUAACGACCCGAGUUUCGCAAACAACUGGAUUAAUUCCAAUGUUGUCCCUUUCUAUCCAGCAAGUAAGAUCAUUCUGAUCACUGUCGGAAACGAGGUUGUGCUUUCCGGUGACCGGAAUUUGAUGAGUCAGCUUUUGCCGGCUAUGCAGAAUCUUCAGAAUGCACUUAAUUCAAUUGGGCUUGGCGGUAAAAUUAAGGUGUCAACUGUUCAUGCCAUGGCGGUUUUGAGACAAUCCGAACCGCCUUCUUCGGGUAGCUUUGACCCGGGUUUUGGUGAUUUGAUGAAAGGAUGGCUUGAGUUUCAUAGAGAAACCGGUUCUCCUUUUCCGAUUAACCCGUACCCGUAUUUCGCUUACACUAGUGACCCGAGACCUGAAACGUUGGCGUUUUGCCUUUUCCAACCUAACUCGGGUCGGUUUGAUUCGGGUAGCAAAAUCAAUUAUAUGAAUAUGUUUGAUGCUCAGGUGGAUGCGGUCAGAUCGGCGUUAAAUUCAAUGGGAUUUAACGAUAUUGAAAUUGUAAUUGCGGAAACUGGUUGGCCGUAUAAAGGAGAUGGUAACGAAGUUGGCCCUAGCAUAGAAAAUGCGAAGGCUUAUAAUGGAAAUCUCAUUGCACAUCUUAGGUCAAUGGUUGGGACACCUUUGAUGCCCGGAAAAUCGAUUGAUACUUAUUUUUUUGCUUUAUACGACGAGGAUUUAAAGUCGGGGCCAACUUCCGAGCGAUCUUUCGGACUAUUCAAGCCUGAUUUAACUAUGACAUAUGAUGCUGGUCUAUUAAAGGGAAACCAGAUGAAUACACCAUCAACCCCAAAAGUAACACCGGUUACACCAAUAUCUAAUGUUCCACCAAAAAUGCAAAAAACCGGGAGUUGGUGCGUUCCAAAGGGUGGUCUACAAGAGGCGCAAUUGCAAACCAAUUUGGACUACUCUUGCAGCCAACAAGAAAAUGAUUGUGGUCCAAUCCAACCCGGGGGAGCUUGUUUUGAACCAAACACGGUUGAGUCGCAUGCUACUUAUGCAAUGAAUCUUGUUUACCAAAAUUUGGGCAGGAAUCCAUGGAAUUGCGAGUUUUCACAAACAGCCAUGCUUACACAGACGGAUCCAAGUUAUAAGAGUUGCCAUUAUCCUGGAUGAAUGAAAAUGGAAAACCAAUUUGAAAAGAGAGAAAAAGGUGGAAGGGAAUUAAUUAUUAAGAAAUAUUGCGUGCAAUCUUAAACUAUGUAAUUUCCACUUUUCCAUUACUUAAGGAGACAACUUCUUAGUAUGUAUGUUUUCCCAUUUUGGCAUGUUUUGUAAUAAACAUCUUUGUUCCAUUUCAUGAG